Molecule: messenger RNA, 2131 nt
Organism: Mugil cephalus (flathead mullet)
Lineage: Eukaryota; Metazoa; Chordata; Actinopteri; Mugiliformes; Mugilidae
Gene: hoxd10a
Product: homeobox D10a
Exons: 2
Coding region: 643-1665 (340 amino acids)
Biological process (GO): regulation of transcription by RNA polymerase II
Cellular component (GO): nucleus
Molecular function (GO): RNA polymerase II cis-regulatory region sequence-specific DNA binding; DNA-binding transcription factor activity, RNA polymerase II-specific
Source: RefSeq, a predicted model, not a curated record
AAAUAUAUUGAGGUGUAUGCAAACGCAGCUUAUUUGUGGGCUUUCCAGCUGGUGGAUUUGGAGUCAUGUGAAGAGUUAACGUGGAUAAAAAUAGCUUUCUAAAUAUCCCAAAGUGCAGCUGUUGCUUGUAUGCGCCAUGUAGACUGCAUUUUACACACACAAACACACACAUUCCAGUCUCUCUCUAGCUCUCUCUACAGUCUGACUUCCACACAAAGACAAUUACUUUUUUUUAUUAUUCUUAAGGAUUUUUCCCAUUAAAACAUUUCACAGAGCCUCGCCGGUCAACCAGGUAAGGUCCAGCGGAAGGUGAGGCGUUUUUAGUGCGCUCCAAAUAGUCUUUUAAAUGUAAUUGUUUCAGUUUUUAUUGAACAGCCGCCGUUAGUCCCGCGAUGCCCCGCUGCCUGCGCGACUCUGCAAAACCAAUUUCAAGUCCGUGUUGUAGGUGUCGCUGUUGACCACGUCUGCGUCCGCAGUGCGAGCGUGUGCGGGGAGAGGAGGCUGCGUCUCAAGGCCAUUUUCAAAUCUCAUUGGUGGGCUUGUCAUGUGGUCGGGAGGCAUCCUGACUUACAGAUUGUUUUUCCUAGAUAUGUCAGCUUACAAAGGACAUCUCUCUCCUCCAAAGAACUUAACCCCCCAAAAAUGUCCUUUCCCAGUAGCUCACCUGCGGCAAACACGUUUUUAGUGGACUCUUUAAUUGGUGCUUGCAGGACGGACAGCUUUUACUCCAGCAGCAGCAUGUACAUGCCGUCUGGCUCAGAAAUGGGAACUUACGGAAUGCAAACCUGUGGACUCCUGCCGUCUUUCGGCAAAAGAGGGGAGGUCAACCACCAAAAUAUGGGCAUGAAUGUCCACUCGUACAUACCUCAAUUAGAUAACUGGACUGAUCCGAACAGACCCUGUAGAAUAGAGCCGCCCAGUCAGAUGUCAAACUGUGCAUUUUCACAGAGCAUAAAGGAAGAGAGUAACUGCUGCAUGUACUCGGAUAAGAGAGUGCAAAAAGUCAGCUCGCCAGAGGUCCCCGCAUAUUCUAGCGUUAUUCCCGAAUCUUGUCCGGCCGAUGGUCCCGAGAUCCCGGUCCCGGGCUAUUUCAGACUGAGCCAAACUUAUGCGAACGGGAAACAUCCUGAAAGCUACUGCCAUGAUCCGCCGAGUCCGAACCCGACACUGAUGCAGCUCAGUCGGGUCACCCCGAAACCGCAGUCCUCCUCCUCCUCGGCGCCCUCUAAUUUUGCAGAGGUGGAAAAGAAAGUCGAGGACGUUCCGCAAAACCCCGAGACCACGAGAACGCCGCUCCCCGCAGAGAGCCCGGAUCCCGAGUCCAGCUCGGAGGAGAAAACGGUGGAAGCCCCCGUGUCCAGUCCCGAGCUGUUACAGAAAGAAAGCAAAGACUGCAAGGGCGAGACGUUAACAAACAACUGGUUAACAGCCAAAAGCGGGAGAAAGAAAAGGUGCCCUUACACAAAGCACCAGACCUUGGAGUUGGAGAAGGAGUUUCUGUUCAAUAUGUACCUGACCCGAGAGCGCCGCCUAGAGAUCAGCAGGAGCGUCAACCUGACCGACAGGCAGGUCAAGAUCUGGUUUCAGAACCGCAGGAUGAAGCUGAAGAAAAUGAACAGGGAAAACCGCAUCCGUGAACUGACAUCAAAUCUCACCUUUUCGUGAGCUCGCAUGCGUCAGGGUUUUAGCUGUCUUACUCCCCCUCCCGUCCACCCUCCUCCCACCCACUCAUAUUCAGUUUGAUGCUUUAGUGGCAUUGGACGUUUAUCUGAAAUCUCAACGAAACUGUGACUAAAUAUACUUGUCAAACUUAGUACAUUGUAUGGCGUCGUGUCUUUGUUUUAUUUUAUCACAGGGUAGCCUUUUUAGUCUUAAGUUAUUGGAGAAGUGCUUCCUCCCUCUGCGAGCAGACGUGGAUGUUGUGUCGAUAUGACGAGCUGUGGAAAGAGUUACUCUAUUUCAGUCGUGAAAGCACAUUCAUUGUGGUAUAGUGCAGCAUUUGUUUUGCAGUAAGCCAUUUGCUCAAUAGUGAAAUGUUUCUAUGGGCUUUCAAAGUGGUGGAAAACAAUGUUAUUCUGUGAAUUAAUUGCAUGUUUGUGGCAUGUAUCUUGCAAUAAAUAUUGUCAAAGAA